AAACAAAUCAUUCUUGAUUGAUGCUUUAGGAUGGCAUCUAAUUUCCUGUUAAAUGAUCAACAAAACUUUACCCGAAUGGGGGUAGCCUGCGUGGACGAGAUAAGCUUAGUGUUGGAAGAUAUUCUAAAGACACAAAUUGCACCAAGGGACUUGUAUAGCAAAAUAUGUUCAUGUUCGGAAUUAACAAAAAGCUCACAUAGCCUGAGGCCAGAUCAAAAAUCAGUUUGUUUCCUCUCUCCACCGUCUGUCCCAGACUAUAGUAAGUUUGAUGUUAGUUUACUUUAUACUCUAAUACGAAAUCUGUGUCAAUGCUUAAAACCAUCGCAAGGAUGGGGGGAAAACCCCUCUCCUACAGACACACAAAUUGGAGAUGACAUUGAGCGUCUCAGAUUGUUUAGAAACGAGAUGUUUGGACAUUUACCUUCAUCAAGUGUUCCUGACCACGAAUUUAUGUUACAAUGGAAAGAGUUGGAAAUUAUUUCUAAGAGAGUCCAGACAUUUGUAAGGUUACAAGGACACACAACUUCAUGUAAUUAUGAGGAAAAACUUGCAAACAUAAAAAGAUUUGAGUUUGGCUUCAAAGAUAAGGAGAAGUAUGAAAUACUGCUAAAAGGAUUACAGCAACUCUACAUACAAACAGAAGAUUUUCCGAACAUUACAAUAAGAGGAGAAAGUAGAAUUCUUUGUGGAGGUAAAACAUGCUUUGUAGCUGAAAUUGAAAACUGUCUUGAGUCCAGUAACUUUAUAGUUACCUGGAUGAAACUGAAAGGAAAAACAACAGAACAUCUUGACACUAAUUCAGAGAAGUUUAAGGGAAGUACCCAUUUGCGGCUCGUCAUACAACGUACGUUAAAAGAAGAUGAAGCUGAAUAUCAGGCUAUUGUACAACGAGAAGUGAAUGGACGACACUUAAACAUACUGAGUAACAAGCUCACCCUACAAGUAUUUGGAGGUAAAUAA
Messenger RNA from Saccostrea echinata, 960 nucleotides. RefSeq lists its product as uncharacterized. NCBI's taxonomy places the organism in Eukaryota, Metazoa, Mollusca, Bivalvia, Ostreida, Ostreidae. The transcript is spliced from 2 exons. The record is from RefSeq and is a predicted model, not a curated record. Bases 31 to 960 code for a protein of 309 amino acids.